ACCGUCCUCCUGCUGUCUUCUUCUCGCUUCCCCCCGGAGUGCCGCGCGGCGCGCGAGGGGCGCGCGGGAUGGGGACGCGGCGCUUCCUGGCGGAGGCUGCGCGGCGGGUCGGGGGGGCCUGCCCGGCCCAGGCGCGGUUCCUGCUAUGGACACUCAGCAACAUAGAAGGCAAAAAUGAAAACCAAGCAGGGCAAGUGUGCCCUUUCUGUUUUCAAGUUCUUCUCCCCGGCAACCACAGGGUACGUCUAAAGCCCAAAAUGAGAAUGACACCACAGAUACAGAAGUUACUCUGUCUAGAAGCAAAGAAAUACAAACUCAGUUUCAAACAAGGAAAGGUGCUGAAGAGGUACAAAGAAACAAAAAACGUUCUGCUAAUCACUUGCAAUAUGUGCAGGAAGACAACAAGGCAUUAUGGAAAAAGCAGAGAAUGUUGGAGGAAGAAAAUGUUUUUUGAGACUCCGACACAUUCGAAUAAAACCACACCUUUCAGCCACAGCAAUUCAGGAUCUCAAAGAAAAAAACUGUCACCAGGCUCCAGAACUUCUACACCUGGGCAAUCAACCCCUCAUUUCUCCUCCAGCAGUCCCAGAAAUGCCAAAUCUAAAUUCUCUCGAUUGAAAAAACUGCUUAGCCUUGAAGAACAUAAAAAAAAUGAUAAAGGGGACUUCAAGAACUUCUUAUCAUCACUUUGAAAUCUUCGUAUCUGUAUCACCUCAGCCUUGGCAUCCACAUCCAUGUCUGAAAGCCGAGGGCGUUGACUAAGUAAAUGUUCUGCAGAUGUCGCUCAAGUCCACAUGGGAACAGAAAGCUGCAAAGGAGACUUGAAGUCUAGUGGGAUGCACCUUCACUUGGAGUGGACCAGGCAUUUUUGCCCUACUAUAAGCUAAUUUGAUGGCCAGUGUAACCCGAGAAGGAGAUUGUGUGGAAACCACCUUUCCUUUUCGUGUGCCCUGGUAGCAAAUAAAGAAGAAGAAGAGUUUGGA
This is a messenger RNA of Sphaerodactylus townsendi, 983 nucleotides long. It is a transcript of the gene RMP24, whose product is annotated as linkage group 11 C18orf21 homolog. Lineage: Eukaryota; Metazoa; Chordata; Lepidosauria; Squamata; Sphaerodactylidae. The coding region runs from base 69 to 692 and encodes 207 amino acids. The transcript is spliced from 5 exons. The record is from RefSeq and is a predicted model, not a curated record.